Messenger RNA from Cajanus cajan (pigeon pea), 2737 nucleotides. RefSeq names its product F-box/kelch-repeat protein SKIP11. Gene Ontology annotation, cellular component: nucleus. Gene Ontology annotation, molecular function: protein binding. Lineage: Eukaryota; Viridiplantae; Streptophyta; Magnoliopsida; Fabales; Fabaceae. The record is from RefSeq and is a predicted model, not a curated record.
GGGAGAUAAGGCCAUGUGAGGGGUCCUCUCCGAGUUUUUGCUCCAAAACCUUCCUUCAUCUGAUUUGCAGAGACUAACCCAAGAAAGGACCAACCAAAACCAAUACCUGCUUAGAGCUGGGUAGAGAGAGAAAGUGGGUUCUCUCUCUCUCUCUCUCUCUUCUUUGUUGUGUGCGUGCGUGUGUGAGGGUACAUGCAAAACAGUGAGUUUGAGAUAGAGAAAGAAGGAGUUGAAGAUUGUUAUUCAAUUUGCAUAAACUGCCCAUCAAGUACUUUUGUUGUUUUUUCGAUUUUGCUUCUUAUCCAACUAGCUCUUGAUUCUGAAGGUGGUUCUGGGGACUUGUUAGGGCGCAGAGAGGCUCAUCUCUGUGGUGUUGAACUUGUUCCUCCCGGCAAAGACAGAAGAAAGUACUUGAUUGAAGAUUGAGUAGUUGUUGUUGUUGCUGCUGCUGUUUUUUUAUCUCUUGUCGUGGAGACUAUGUUGGACGGUCGUUCCUGCGUGGUUCCGAGGUUGUUUCCCAGCUCUUGCCAGGCAGAUAACAAGUGGUCUUUCAUGACAUACCUGCCGGAUUUGGAUUUGGAUUUGGAUUUGGAUUUGGAUUUGGAUUUGGAUUUGGACAUAAAGAAUGGCAAGCGCCCUUUGGACCCCGAUGGUGAGGAAGAACCCCAGCCAAGGAAGGCCAACAGGAGAGUUGAUUCUCGUCACCAUGACGGCGAGACCGCGCGAUUCUUGUAUCAACAACAGCAAUCAUGUCAUGCUGAUGACUCUGUUGUUCCACAAAUGGAUCAGGAUCAGAGGAAGGAUUGUGAGUCAUUGAGUAAUUGGGGAAGAGUUGAGAAGGAUGAGGCCUUUUCUGCUCAGAUGUUGGAUGAACGAGAACAGAAUCAAGCCGAGGAUUCGAUGGUGUCUGGUGACCUUCAAUCUGAUAAACAGCAGGAGGAUCAGGCCGGGGAUUCAUCGGUUCAGCAGCCCGAUGAACCGCAGAUGGAGGAGCAGCAGGUUGUAGGGGAAUUGUUGGAUGCUGGUGACCAGCAGCAGCAACAACCUGAUGAGCCGGAAGAGCAGCAUGGUGGGGAUUCGUCAGAUUCGGGUUCUCUUUUGCCUCGAAUGAACCGGGACAGCUCAAUUGCGUGUCUGAGCCGGUGUUCCAGGUCGGAUUACGGCUCUCUGGCGUCGCUGAAUAGGAGCUUUCGCAACACAAUCCGAAGUGGUGAGCUAUACAGGUGGAGGAGGCUUAAUGGCAUCACAGAACACUGGAUUUAUUUCUCCUGUGCCCUCCUUGAAUGGGAGGCCUAUGAUCCAAUUCGGGAAAGGUGGAUGCAUUUACCAAGGAUGGCUUCUAACGAAUGCUUCAUGUGUUCGGAUAAGGAGUCUUUAGCCGUAGGAACUGAGCUUCUUGUGUUUGGCAGGGAGAUGAGGUCCCAUGUCAUUUACAGAUACAGUCUUUUGACUAACUCAUGGACAUCUGGAAUGAGGAUGAAUGCUCCAAGAUGCUUGUUUGGAUCUGCCAGCCUUGGGGAGAUUGCAAUUUUGGCUGGUGGGUGUGAUUCGGACGGUCAUAUCCUUGACUCGGCCGAACUGUACAAUUCUGAGAAUCAAACAUGGGAAGUACUCCCUAGCAUGAACAAGCCCAGGAAGAUGUGCUCUGGGGUGUUUAUGGAUGGAAAGUUUUAUGUUAUUGGGGGAAUUGGUGGAAGUGAAUCCAAGCUUCUCACAUGUGGUGAGGAGUACAAUUUACAAACUAGAACAUGGACAGAAAUUCCUAACAUGUCCCCUGGACGCAGCGCCAGGGGAUCUGAGAUGCCUGCGACGGCCGAGGCGCCACCGCUGGUUGCAGUUGUAAAUAAUGAAUUAUAUGCUGCUGAUUACGCUGACAUGGAGGUCAAGAAAUACGACAAGGAGAGGAGAGUGUGGCUUAACAUUGGGAGACUGCCGGAGCGAGCAGUGUCGAUGAACGGUUGGGGUCUUGCAUUCAGGGCAUGUGGAAAUAGGCUGAUUGUUAUUGGUGGACCUAGGACUCAUGGUGAGGGUUUCAUUGAACUCAAUUCAUGGGUGCCAAGUGAAGGACCUCCACAGUGGAAUCUACUCGCCAGAAAACGCUCUGGCAACUUUGUCUAUAAUUGUGCUGUGAUGGGAUGUUGAAGAAUUGAAUUGUGAAGGUCUCACACAUUUUGAUGCUUCAAAUCCAAUUAGUUGCACAACAUUGAUUCAUCCAUUGACACAGGAUUCUUGCUAAUUGGUACUUUCCCCCUUCUUUUUCUAUCAUAUUUUCCUUUCAAAGGCGGGGGAGGAUGGGGAGGAGAUUCAGAUAUUUCUCAAGAUUGGCUGAAGAGUUUUCCAAGGGACCUCUUCAGUCUUUUUAUUUUUAUGUUUAAAAUUUCACUUUCCAUUUUGUUCCAUUGAAAUUGGUAUCUUCCCCCAUUUACGUUUACAUGAAAUUUUUCAAAGCUUGCUAUCAUGUAGCACAGGAAUAGGUUAAAUAAUUGAAUUCUCAACACAAAUGUAGGUUCUUGGUGUUGUUUAUUUUAAGUUUUUCUUUUUUUAAGAACACACAACUAGAUAUUUGAUUUACUUGAUCAUAAAUUUUCUUACCUUGAUGGAAUAAUUUCCUAUAGUUGUUCAUUAAUUUUGGAUUAUUUAGCAAUCCAAUUCUCAUUUGAAUUCUUGGACUACCAUGUAUUUUGAGCUUUCCCUACCCUGGAAAGUAGAGUAUAUAGCCUGAUAACCAUUUCAUUUA